This is a messenger RNA of Ogataea haglerorum, 1923 nucleotides long. RefSeq lists its product as uncharacterized. The transcript has a single exon. The record is from RefSeq and is a predicted model, not a curated record. Gene Ontology annotation, biological process: silent mating-type cassette heterochromatin formation; regulation of transcription by RNA polymerase II; rDNA heterochromatin formation. NCBI's taxonomy places the organism in Eukaryota, Fungi, Ascomycota, Pichiomycetes, Pichiales, Pichiaceae. Bases 1 to 1923 code for a protein of 640 amino acids.
AUGAGUAACAGCCAGGUACAAACCUAUACUCAAAGCGUAAUACUCAAGGUUCUUUACACAUUCGACAACACAACGCAGUUCCUCGUGAGAUCUAAACGGCCUCUUUCAUCGAAGAUCAUUCAACUUCCGCAACAGCCUCCGCACAAUGGCGCCGUUAUAGGGUGUAUUGACAUACGCAAAUGUUUAGAACUCAUUCACAACAUGUCUCCGGAAUGCUUUCGAGAAGGUUUGGACUACUCGAUCUAUUCCAAAGACGUCGUCGAGGUGGACGAACCAUUUGUGGGUUUCGGGCUUUAUUCCAAGCUCAUGGAGAGACGGACGCCCGUGAUCAUCACCGGACGCGUGUGCAAAAAUUUUGUCAACAUUAUCAAUGGCUCUGGUGUGGGCGCCGAUACCUUGGAGGUGAAAUUACGAUUCAACGUGGUGAACAAGCAUGCAACAUCUUUCUCAUAUUCCAAACUCGAAACGUCGAACGCCAAUCCCUCCGAAAGCAGCAGUCCCAUGUUCUUGCCUAGCGAGUCGUCAGAUUCUAAUAGCGAGACUCGAAAAAGGCCCUUUAAUUCUCUCGCCAGCAUUCCGCAAUUAGCCACCAGAACUCAGUCGCUCCCCUUUAUUAGCCAAAAUAGUCUUGCGCACCGCAUCAUGAUGUCCGAUCAGAACAAUACCUCCCUAGAGUCACGCGAAGAUGCUAUUGCAUCAAGGUUCUCUAAUUUUGAGAAACUCAUGAAAGCUACGGAUCCUCCGACCAAAGCCAAGAAAAACAAAAGUUUCAUCAGUAGCGUGGUCAAGAUAGGCGACGUGAGUACGGGCAACCACUCCAAAUUCUCGAAACCCCUCGCAGUCCAACGCUGCGUCAAUUGCACGUCCACGUCUAACCCCCCGUACCGGUUUCACAAAGACGGUAUAUUUGAGUUCGGUAACUCUGGCUUGCUUUGCAACAUCUGUUCAACUUUGCACGCAAAAAAUGACACAAAGAAGCUUCGCGAGCGUGGCGACUUGGGAGUAAAAGGUCUCGUGGACAGCCCUUAUGCAAAGAUGUCGCCAGCAGCAGAUAAUCUUGCCACUGCAGCACGCAAACGACAGAAGGUGAACAAAGCCAGAGCCAGCGACGAAACUAUAUCAUCCUCACUGGCCACGAGCACGAGAAAAUACGACAAGUUGGAGUCCGACAGGUCAUCGCCGGCCCAGAAUCCGCUCACUGACCUCGACCCGCUCUACGAUUCCAAAAAAGAGUCGCCGGAAUCCAGCGACAACGAUUCGCCGAUUAAUGCCACCAAACUAAACACCACUCUGAUUCCUCUCGACGACGAUGAUAAGGAAAAUAACCCGCCUGCGGACGAGACACAGGGAGACGAACCGCAAUCUCUCAUGGUCCACGACAUCUCUCCCAGUCUGCACCGCCUCAUAGAAUCGUUUUCCAAUGUGGAGCAACCGGGAUCUCCGACCAAAACGUCGCCCAGCAACGAAUGGAUCAGCAACCUGUUUACCCAUGACGAAGAAGAAGAGCCGGUUGAUGGUCAGUUUGAUGACGAUCCUGAGGUCUACAACAUUUUGAAGGGAGGAUCCAAAACGAGCUCUCCUCUGAACUUUAAAUUUGACAAGACUCCCAAGGAUAAAUUCGAAUCGACUCCAAAGGAUGCGGACACUGUCCAGACACAAUGCAUUGACGGCGGAGAUCACUUGACUGGUCUGCUGACACAGAUUCUGGCCAAUGAGUCGCACGAAGCUGAUAAAUCAAAAGAUAGGAUUGCACAGCCCGACGAUCGUAGACACGGUCUCAUGAUGCCUAGCUCACCAUUCUUUUCAAUGCAUCAGGAUGACGGCAAAUCAGGUGACGGAGACAGCUCACGCACAGAAAAAAUAAGCUCCGUCUGGAAUAGCGGGUCGUCGCCUACCACCUCUGUCACGUCUAACGAGAAGUAG